UAAACAUUUUAUUUUAUCAAGGCGGUCAUCCCGCUAUACUUAAUAUAGAUCUUAACCGAUCUUAACUUAAAUCUGAGAGUAUACUAUUAAUAAUCAGUCGUGAGCGGUCGUGAGGUCACGAAAACAAUACCAUUCUCAUCUUUAUUUACCUCUGAUAACUGGUCGCCAGCUCCGAGAGUUUGAUCGACAUGAAGCAUAAAUUGAAGUCUUCACAGAGAGACAAGGUCAAGAAAUUCAUAGCAUUUACCCAAACAGGAGAAAACACUGCUAUAUUUUGUCUGUCUCAGAACGACUGGAAAUUAGAUUUGGCUUCAGACAAUUAUUUUCAGAAUCCCGAUGUGUACUUCAGAGAACCAAAGAUUUCUGUGGAUAAGAAGAAGUUGGAGCAGCUUUUUACAAGAUAUAGAGAUCCUGCUGAACCAGAUAAGAUGACAGCAGAAGGAAUUAUGAGGUUUCUAGAUGACUUGUGUUUAAGUCCAGAGUCAAAGCUUGUUCUCAUCAUUGCAUGGAAGUUUAGAGCAGCAACACAGUGUGAGUUCACAAGAGAUGAAUUUAUGUCAGGCAUGACAGAUGUGGGUUGUGAUAGUAUUGAAAAACUGAAAGCAAGACUGCCUUCAUUAGAAGUUGAACUGAAGGACCAGUUCAGGUUUAAGGACUUCUACCAUUUCACAUUUAAUUAUGCAAAGAAUCCAGGCCAGAAAGGCCUUGACCUUGAGAUGGCCAUUGCUUAUUGGAACAUUGUCCUGCAAGGAAAAUUCAGAUUUUUAGAUCUCUGGUGCAAAUUUUUGCAGGAACAUCAUAAAAGAUCGAUUCCCAAAGAUACAUGGAAUCUAUUGCUGGAUUUUGCAAUGAUGAUUAAUGAAGAUAUGUCCAAUUACGAUGAAGAAGGAGCAUGGCCUGUUCUUAUAGAUGACUUUGUUGAGUAUGCACAGCCAAUGGUGUCAUCUUCAACACCUCAUAGCACUCAAGUUUAACAGGAAGCAGUUGAUUAGGUGUUAUGACAAGAAAUUAAAAUAAUAAAUUGAAACAAAAUAUAUUUCAUAUGGUUUGUAAUCUAUUUCAUCACCUGACGACAUUCAACACAAAUUUGAACAUCAAGUCAGAAUGGAAAAAUUAUAUCCCAGAGUGCGGUACUUAAAAGUAAGCUGAAGGGACUGCAUUACAAGAUUAUUCUGAUUGACAGAACCCCAGAAGAAGUUGUAAUUUCAAGUAUGGUACUUGUAGGGGGCAGGAAAGGUGAUUAAACAGCAGAACCAAAGGGUAGGUUUGCUAUCAGCUGUCAUAUAGCUAUAGUUGCGGAAAUGUUUCGGUGACAGUAUGUAACAUAACAGGUCCUGUAACUAUGGCGACACUGUAGAGCUGCAUGACACACCAGCUGUAGUUUUGGCUAUGCUAAAAGUAUAGCCAUUGUAACAGAAACACUUGACCUGCAUUUAAAACACGUUUUUUUCCUUAUAAUGCAGAGAAUGUAUAUAAUACGGAGCUCAAGAAGUUAACUGAAAAGCUUUUUUAAUUGAAGAGAAAGAAAACUCUGUAAAUAAUGUAUAAAACAGCCGAACUAACAUUUUGUGUUUUUUAAGCGAAAUCCAGGUUAUAAUAAAUAUUAUGUAGAUUAUCAUUUUUACAUAGUAUGUGUGGUUAUUUGUUGUACCUAUUACUACAUGAGAAAUAUCUGUCCAUUGGAACUGCAGUGUAUUCCAAAAAAAAAUGUUUCCAGUAGUGUUUAUUCUAAUGUAUGAGAAACAGCUUUUUUUUUUGGGAAAUGCUGUAUGUAUAAAUUAUACUGUUUGUAAAAAAAAAGUGAAAGUGAAUGUUGUUCUUAGUUUUUAUUACGACAUUAAUAUUCAAUCACUGAUUUUUGUACUUAUAUUUCAUAAAAUGCAAUUUACAUGCAAGAUGCAAGAAUUCUGCUUUCAGAUAGAAGUCACAUACUAAUGAUACUCAGCAUUUACUUUUUGUUAUUUAGAGCAAAAUACAAGUUGUAAGGAAUGGCUUGUUAUACUUUGGAAACUUUGUGAUUUAAACAGUUUUUUUUUGCAUAUGAACUAGCAAAACGAAUUACAGAAAACAAAUCAGAUAUCACUUAUAUAUUUAGGGGAGAUUCAAUAAAGAAUUUUAACAAUA
Molecule: messenger RNA, 2124 nt
Organism: Cryptotermes secundus
Lineage: Eukaryota; Metazoa; Arthropoda; Insecta; Blattodea; Kalotermitidae
Gene: SCCRO
Product: DCN1-like protein 1
Exons: 5
Coding region: 189-974 (261 amino acids)
Biological process (GO): protein neddylation; positive regulation of ubiquitin-protein transferase activity
Cellular component (GO): ubiquitin ligase complex
Molecular function (GO): cullin family protein binding; ubiquitin conjugating enzyme binding; ubiquitin-like protein binding
Source: RefSeq, a predicted model, not a curated record